AUGCCGUCCAGGUCGUCUGGGCGCAUUGAAAAAGUGCGGAAAAAUAAAUUCUCAACACCACAUCAAAAAAAUCACAGAUGGGAGUCGUUCUCUACCAAAAUCUCAAAGUUUAAUUCGCUGCAACCACUGCGAAAAGUUCGACGACAUGACCUCGAUAACGAAGACUUGUCGACAACGACGUCGUACUUUCAAACUGGGUUACAGAAAUGGGGCGAAUUGAAUAUAUCAAAAAGCUUUAGCUUCUUCAAACGAGAUGUGUUGCCGCUGUCGGAAAGCCUACCGCAGAUUUUGCAUUUCGAGGACAAGAUCAUGGAACGUCUUGCUCACUAUAUUUCUCUGAACGAUAAGGACGCUUUAGAGCCUCUACUAGAUCUGAUGACGGCGUUUGCGCAUGAUCUGGGUGUGCGAUUUGAGAAGCAUUAUCUGCAAAGCAUAAACUUGUUGCUGGAUAUUGCGGGCAAGACGCAGCCUGUGGACGUUAUUGAGUGGACCUUUGGUGCCAUGGCAUUCUUGUUCAAGUAUCUCUCGAAACUGCUCGUUCCCAACUUACGACCAACAUUCGACCUCAUGGCGCCGUUGCUCGGACGAUCUCGACACCCACAGCACAUUGCCCGUUUCGCCGCCGAAGCAAUGAGUUUUCUUGUCAAGAAGGCGGCUGCUCCAUCUCACAGAGAAGUGGCCCUGAAGGCUCUCGUUGAGCAUGUAAGGGAUGAUCUUGUGAGCGUGGCUGAAGAUCGCCAAUUUACGCUGUACAAUGACGGUUUGAUGACCAUGUUUGCUGAGGCCAUCAAGGGGACCGACUUGACGAUUCAUUCUACCGGUGGUGCUAUUGUGUCUGCUCUAGUUGACGCAAUACCCGAGAAUGAGUGUGAUCUCGCUCGAGAAAACAUUUGGUCAGAUGUCAUUUGUGGAGUCUUGACUAGCGUUGUGCAUCACGGCACUGCGGACACCAUGGGCGAAUUUAUGGAGGAGAUCCUAGCAAACCUUCGACACAAAAAGGAGUCCAUGGAAGGCAGCAAAGUACAGUGGAAGACGGUGCCGUAUAUCAAAAUCCUUGGUGUUUUGGCGGGAGUCAGAAGAGGCAAUCGUGUUACUAAUUGGGAUGGGAUUCUUGGAGAAUUCAUGGACAUUCUGAGUAUGACGGGUAAGGGUGCUGUGGAUAUCAGACAGGAUCAGGUUGACAUCCUCUGGAAUUCCGUCGUUGUAAAAAUCGCAAUCAUUUGGCACCAUGCGCCCAUGGAUGCUUUGAUACCCCAUAUCUCGACUCUCACCCAGACACUCACGAAGGAGCCAUUUAUGAGAUGGUUUAUUCCUUUCUGCGCAUAUUUUUGCGACCUGGAUACUAGUCGAUUUGGCAGCCUCUUUCGAUCUGAAUUCCAAAAAUUUAUUGCUGCCCAUUGGUCUCAAGGGCAGAACGAGGAUGUUCUUUGCGUACUGCUUCCCAAGAUGAUCAAAAGUCGAGCUUUCCCUCCUUUGGGUGAAAAGGAUUGCUGCAGAUUACCUCAAGCCUGGCAAGAUCAAAUAGUGUCAAAGUUUGAACGCCUAGAAAUAUCUCCGUUCCCUGAACGUGGACCCUAUAACAAAGAUCCUCAGGUAUGGCGGGAUCGAUGCCUGCCAAAGUACGCUGGUUUGCUGCAGCUUCUUGAGCUCACAGCCGUCCAUCCUUCUACCAAUGCCCGAAUUGCCGAGUUAUUAUCGAGAAAGUUGAAAUUAGCUCUCCGGCCGUCGUCAUCCCUGGCAUCUGAUGAGGUGCAUUUCAUUGUUAGCCAGGGAUUUCACGCAUAUUUACGAAUGAGCAAGGCGGCAGGGUCGAUUGACACAUCUUUGAGCCCUUUACUUCGGGCGGCAGUGCCGCGAUUUGCACGCUCUGUCGGAUUUCUGGAGGCGUACUUGCAAUAUGAGAAGGUCCAAAAAGAUGCACCUGCAGCCGCCGAGAAGAACGAAGAGACGGGUGGUGACAGCCCAACAUUGGAGGAUGACCCUGUCGUUGUAUCUCUGGUGGAAAACCUCAGCUCGCCUUCACACGAAAUUAGACUAGCUUCACUGGAGCUACUGAAACAGACGAGCGAAAACGAUGCAACGAGAGAAUGUGUGGACAUCAUGCUGCAGAUCGAACAAACGCCAUUGAGUCAUGAGCACACCAGAGCCAUCGCAAUGUACCUGCGCAAAAUGGGCCUACACUACAACACCAUUGACACUACAAGCUGGCUACGCAACGGCAUCCCAAGAUACAUGUUUGGCUUGUUGACUGUGAAACUCUCACCAGUUUGGGACGAGGCGGCGGAGAACCUGAAAUAUCUUACUCAGUCCAAAAUCGGAGAGGAAGCUGUUUCUACUAUCGCAUUUCAAUGGAUUGACCAUCCGUCCAUGAGGUGGACGCCGCCGAGUUCUGACAACGCAGGCGGUGACAGGAGAUCCUACACAGAUUUUGAAUGCACUGCCCUCGGGAGUCUUGAGCGGUCAGCCAACGCAAUCCAAGACUUUACGGAGAAUGCAGAUGAUGCGCUCCUCAAGGAUUUUGACGAGAAACAACAUUUGGUUGACUCCACGCCGCCCACGGCGAGGUCGAGAGCUCUCAAAGUUCUCAACGCCGCUCCAGCUGUUGCUGAGAAACGGUCCCGUCAGCUUGUACCUCACUUCCUCUGUUGGGCAAUUGAAGAAGAUGAAGUUGAUGGUAGCGAGGCCGCACGAUCCCAAGCAGCGACCUGGUCCUUGGCUGACCGCAAGGCUAUUCUGGGCAUUUUGGCCCAGUUUAUCAAUCCAAAGGUACUCUACCAACAUGAAAGAGUUUACGAAGCACUUCUGUUGCUUAUGGAGAAUGGCGAUGGCGAAGUGCAGAAACUGGCUCUUAAAGCCAUCUUAGCCUGGAAACAAGAAGGUGUCAAGUCGUACCAAGAGAACUUGGAGUACCUUCUGGACGAUGCGCGAUUCAAGAACGAGCUGGCAGUCUUCCUUCAAGGGGAAAAUAUCAUCAAACCGGAACACCGGCUUGAGCUAAUGCCCGUUCUUCUCCGUCUUCUCUACGGCCGAACCAUUGCUAAGAAGGGCGCUGCGAGUGGAAGGAACGGGCUUCAAGCAACUCGACUUGCUGUGCUGCGAAAUCUAUCAGUUGAAGACAUGGGAUCUUUCCUCGAUAUUGCAGCAGGGAAGUUAAAAGAUGCCCAAGUGGUGGUGGCCAAGGCCCAGCGAAAGAAGCUGUUCAGUGCACCGAUCAUUACAUCGCGAAAGCAAGUUGGUUUCUUAAACAUGAUUUCAGCUCUUAUUGCUGAACUGGGAACCAACGUCGAGCCAUACAUGAACACUCUUGUCAAUGCAGUCCUGUACUGUCUUGUUUAUUCUUCAAGGCAACUAAGCGGCACGCCGGGGGAUGGUGAUGACAAGGACGAAGAUCACGAGGAAAAAACCAGUGAUCUCUCGCUUCUCAAAUCAGCGAGGUCUAUAGGCAUCAAGUGUCUGACAGCAUUGUUCCAGAAUGCGCAAAACUUUCAAUGGGACCCAUAUCAAGAGCUGAUCAUCGAGGAGGUGGUGGCUCCAAGACUCGACAACCUCCCCGUUGAGACGACGCAAGGCGUAUCAGGCAUGCUUCACCUACUUUCCACUUGGUCCGCUCUGCCAAGAGCAGCAAUGUUCCUCGGGCCACACGGCGAUGUUCUUCCUCAUGGUGUGCUACCAAAAAUCAUCGACUGCAUAUCCAAAGAAAAGACCAAGGACGAAGUGAAGCUUUUUGUCCUUGCACUUUUGCAGAAUCUGGUCAAGCUCGCCCUGGCGCCAGCUCAAGAGUCUGACUUUAAUGAAGUUAUCAAAGCCGAACUCCUAGAAGCCAACGCCACUGAGAUCCUGUCAAAAAUUACAACUGUCUUGCAUACAAGUGGCAUCAGUAACGACCUUCUGGAGGCUUGUGUUGAGACCGUCCUGGCUCUUGCCCCCGUGCUGCAAGACUUGGACAAUACACAGACGGUUAUCCGAAUGUGUAGUUUCCUCUUGCAACAACCGCCUCGUCGAGUGAACCCCAAGGCGAAGGGACGAAUUCUGCUCAUUGUCGAGCGAUUUGUAGCAUUGCCAGAUGCUGGCAAGGACCAGGUGUUGUUGUCAGACGUCUACAAUACUCUUUCGUCCCUGUUCAGCUACUUCAAAGACAGGGAAAAUCGACAAUCCCUCUCGAGGGCUAUGAUGGCGAUUUCGAACCAGGAUCCUGAAAUUUCUGAAAUCGCUAGUUUCUGCAAUGAGCUGAACACUUUCAAGGAACGGAGGAUCGAUGAGCCAGACUAUGAUCGUCGUCUGGCCGCCUUCAAUGCAAUUUCCAUGAAUCGUGAUGUUUCUUGGACUCCGAAACAAUGGCUUCCAAUUGUUCACAAUCUCAUCUUUUUUAUCCGUAUGGAUGAAGAGUUCGGAGUGUUAUCGUCGAACUCUGCAGAUGGCAUGCGUCGCUAUGUCAAGGAUGUCGCAGACACCCAAUCGGAAGAUGUGAAGUCCGCCUUUGACAGUCAGAUGGGCUCGGUUCUCCUACCUGCGUUGUACUCUGGUUCAAGAGAGCAAUCGGACACUGUACGAAGAGAAUACUUGCGUGUCAUGGGCUACAUCAUCACCGUCAUGCCAGACUGGGACCCUGUUGCCGAUUUGAGUGGGCUUUUGACAGAACGCAGCGAAGAAUCAUCGGAGCCGUCUUUCUUCUUCAACAUUCUAAGUCCUGCUACUGCAAGGCAGCUGGAGGCUCUCCGAACACUCGAGGCAGCCAAUGCGGAACACCAAAUGAGCAGCCAGAAUCUUGGGCAAUUUUUCAUUCCGUUACUGGAGCAUUUCAUCUACGGCCGAGAAGAUGGUAGUGAUGAUCACGGCCUUGGUGCACAGGCUACCACUACUAUUGGGAAUCUGGCGCUGUCUUUGAGCUGGAAUCAUUAUCGAACGACGCUCUAUCGGUACAUUAGCUACAUCGAAUCCAGAUCAGAGAUGCAGAAGCAAACCGUUCGACUCUUGGGAAAGUUUGUGGAUGCGCUUGUGCUUUCCUCGGAGAACAACAGAACUGACGGCAUGGACGUUGAUGAAAUUGAGACAAAACCUGAUGUCUUGAGACUGCAAGCCACUGCGCCAAAGAUGGAUCAACUGUCUGUUGACGUUCUCGAUUAUAUUCUCCCACCCAUCAUUAAGCACCUUCACGAGAAAGACGAGUCUGAAGUCAGUUACCGUGUUCCCGUUGGCGUGGUAAUUGUGAAAUUAUUGAAGCUGCUACCACCGGAGAAAAUGAACCAGAAGCUGGCAGGAGUUCUCACGGAUAUAUGCCACAUUCUCCGAAGUAAAGCCUGGGAGUCGCGUGAGAUGGCACGAGACACCUUGGUCAAGAUCGCAGUUGUUCUGGGACCGUCUUUCUUUGGGUUUAUUCUCAAAGAACUUCGCGGAGCUCUUACAAGGGGCUAUCAACUGCACGUUCUGUCAUAUACGAUGCAUUCUAUCUUGGUCGCCACAGUGCCUACUUUUGCGGCUGGCGACCUGGACCACUGUCUGCCUUCAGUGGUUACCGUAAUCAUGGACGAUAUUUUCGGCGUUAUUGGCCAAGAAAAGGAUGCUGAAGGCUACACGACGCAAAUGAAGGAAAUCAAGAGCAGCAAGAGUCAAGAUUCUAUGGAGCUGGCGGCUAAGAAUGCGUCUGUUAGUCACCUCAUUGAUCUUGUCAAGCCACUACAGGCCCUUUUAAUGGAAAAGGUUGACUUGAAGAUGGUGCGCAAGAUCGACGCUUUAAUGGGCCGUAUUGGCUCUGGGCUUCUCCAGAACCCCGGCGCUGAAUCUCGUGAUACACUGGUGUUCUGCUAUGAGAUCAUUCAACACACCUAUCAAGCGCGGAAACCGGAGGCGGAGAAGAAAAUGGAUCCAAGAGUGAGAAAAUAUCUGGUCCAGAAAGGAGCAAAGAAGAGUGGUGAGCGUGGCAGCAUAGCCAAGCACACAUACAAGCUGGUGCGGUUCGCGUUUGACAUUUUGCGCUCCAUGUUCAAGAAGUAUGACGAUCUCAGAACCCCAGAAAAUGUUGCAGGGUUUCUCCCAAUAAUAGGAGAUGCUAUUAUUGACGGGGAGGACGAGGUCAAGAUUUCUGCAUUCCGUCUUCUCGCAGUGCUCGUCAAGGUCCCUUUCAACUCGGAGGAUGGCACGGGCAUUUACCGAGUUGCAGUCAAGGAAGCUUUCAAAAGCAUAUCCCAAUCCACCGCUACUACGACAGAUAUAUCACAGGCCGCCCUCAAACUCUUGGCUGUGUUGAUGCGUGAUCGCAAGGAUGUCGUUGUCAAAGAUGCCGCAGUUGACAUGCUUCUUGGCAAGCUGAAGGAAGACUUUACAGAGCCUCUUUACCGGCAUGUGACCUUUAACUUUUUGCGAUCUGUCAUGGAUCGCAGAAUCGAGACUGCUGCGGUUUACGAUAUUUUGGACCAUGUUGGCACGGUCAUGAUUACGAAUGACGACAAAGAUACCAGAGAUUUGGCUCGUGGGGCCUUCUUCCAGUUCAUCAGGGAAUAUCCUCAGAAGAAGGCUCGCUGGGCUAAACAACUCAACUUUAUCGUGGCCAACUUGAAGUAUGAUCGAGAAGGCGGUCGCUUGUCCGUUAUGGAAAUCGUUCACCUUCUACUCAUGAAGUCUUCGGACGACUUCGUCCAGGAGAUUGUUGGCACCUGCUUCCUGCCGCUCUUUUUCGUUCUCGCCAACGAUGACAGCGAGAAAUGUCGCCUUGCGGCCGGUGAGCUGAUGAAAGAGAUAUUCCAAAAAGCUGACAAAGAGCGAACUCAGCAAUUCCUUGGGCUUCUCCGGACCUGGCUGGACAAGGAGGACAACGCAGCAGUGCAAAAGCUGGGUCUGCAAAUCUUUGGGUACUAUUACCAGUCACAUGAAGAUGCUCAAAACAAUAAGAAGGAUUGCAGACUAGUGUUGAACAAGUCUACAGCCAUCCUGAAGGCAGAAGACAUCAGGGAUACUGAUAACCAGCUCAUCGAGACAACGCUUGGAGUCACCCAGCUGCUCGGCUCGACGAUGAGUGAGGAGACGCUAUCGGCCAAACGAGAGGAAUUAUGGAGCAACGUGGCUCGCUAUCUUCGUCAUCCAGAACCAUCCGUGAAAUUGGCAGCGGUGCGAUCGGUUAACUCAUAUCUGGCAGAUUUUGCCAAACAGCGGACCAAAGCAUUUGCGGGAGAGGCCAUUGAUGGACCGUAUGGCCUCACUCUGGAUCUGGAGGACAUGUACAACUUCACACGCCUCGCACUCGGCUCACUGAACAGCAACGCAAUUGACGAAACACUCUCCGCUGAGUUGGUGCAAGUCAUUAUCUUUCUAGGAACCUGUCUUCCUGUUUCCGCAACCCCCGAAGAAGACCUGGACGAAGAAGCUGAGGAGCACGACGAAGACACGGCGGCCGAAGGAAAACGUGAAGGCGUGGACUACCUCUUUUGGCGCCUAUCGCAUAUUCUUCGAAGAGAAAUUCCUCCCAGAUGUUUGGCUAUCAAUUCCAAGGUCGCGGCAAUGGAAAUCCUCGAGACAGUCUGUCGCCGCAUCCUCAAUACCUCAAGCCGACCUUCUCUCAAGACGGUUCUCGUGCCUCUGCAACAAUUGACGGACCCGUCUAUUCCUGCUCCCUUUAGCAAUGACGAAGUUUUCAAGACGAAGCUUGAAGGCAUCAAGACCAGAGCACAAAUAAUGAUGGAUUCUCUUCAGAAGAAAUUUGGUACUGCAGAAUACAGCAAGGUGCUGAUGGAAAUUAGAGAAGAGGUAAAGGCAAGGAGACAGCAGAGAACGAGCAAGAGGAAGAUUGAAGCGAUUACGCAACCGGAGAAGUAUGGCCGAGACAAGAGAAAGAAGUUCGAGAAGAACAAGGAGAGGAGGAAAGUGCGGUCAAAAGAACAAAAGGCGGCGAGACAAUCUUUCAAGGGGUGGUAG
Pochonia chlamydosporia 170 is the source of this 7905-nucleotide messenger RNA. Its product is annotated as U3 small nucleolar RNA-associated protein 20. The transcript is spliced from 2 exons. Bases 1 to 7905 code for a protein of 2634 amino acids. The record is from RefSeq and is a predicted model, not a curated record. Gene Ontology annotation, cellular component: small-subunit processome; nucleolus; 90S preribosome. Lineage: Eukaryota; Fungi; Ascomycota; Sordariomycetes; Hypocreales; Clavicipitaceae.